Molecule: messenger RNA, 2718 nt
Organism: Chenopodium quinoa (quinoa)
Lineage: Eukaryota; Viridiplantae; Streptophyta; Magnoliopsida; Caryophyllales; Amaranthaceae
Product: uroporphyrinogen decarboxylase 1, chloroplastic-like
Exons: 9
Coding region: 1-777 (258 amino acids)
Biological process (GO): porphyrin-containing compound biosynthetic process
Molecular function (GO): uroporphyrinogen decarboxylase activity
Source: RefSeq, a predicted model, not a curated record
AUGGGAAUGAACAUAAUGGGACUACAAAUGGAUCUCUUGAAUGGGGAAAAACUGAUGCUACUAAAGCUCACAGAGAAAUACCCAUCCUUGAGAGAGAGAUCAGAGACAACUUAUCUUAUUGUGAAAAUUUCCUUGCAGCCUUGGGAAGCAUUUCGCACUGAUAGGGUUAUAAUAUUUUCUGACAUACUCACUCCUCUUCCUGCUGCUUUUGGGGUUCCUUUUGACAUAGAAGAAGUCAGAGGCCCUGUCAUCCAGUCACCUAUUCGUGAUGAAGAUGCCUUGAAAGAAUUGCAUCCAAUUGACUUGGAAAAGCUUAAUUCUGUUGGCGAAUCUCUUAAAAUUUUGCGCAAUGAGGUUGGUGACAAGGCUGCUGUUCUGGGUUUUGUGGGUGCACCCUGGACUAUAGCAACAUACAUAGUGAAAGGGGGUACUACUCGCACCUACACCACAAUAAAAAGUAUGUACCACACAUCACCUUAUGUCCUCGAGACUCUUCUGUCACACAUAACGGAGGCAAUUACUGACUACGUGAUUUACCAAGUUAAGUAUGGAGCUCACUGUAUUCAAAUAUUUGAUUCAUGGGGUGGAGAAUUACCACCACAUAUGCGGGAACACUGGUCUAAGCCUUACAUUAAACAGAGUUUAAUCAUGAAGCUUGAACAAACUUCACUCGGGAAACUAACUCCAAGCACCAAAGCAUACAAAGUAAGAGCCAAAGUGAUAGAAAAGUCACAGCCACAACAAUCACCAAACAAGCUUCCAACGCCUUGUAAUUGAGGAUACUGAGGGUAACCAUCUUGGAGGUACUCUUUUUGGUGAUGAAAUAGAUACUUUUAAGGACGUCCUACAACUAGGGAAAGAAUAUGAGAUCGCAAAUGCUCCACUGAAACCAAUAGAUCCAAAGUACCAAAAAAGAGAAAAUGACUGCCAGAUGACAUUCGGCGAUGCCAACUGCGGGUCCAUUUCUGCCAAAUUAUAUCUUCAUCAACUCAACUCCAAAAACCAGCUUUAAAAAUGAAUGCUUCGAAGAGGUCAGGAAAGUACCAACAUCAGGAGGAAACAUGAUGGAUGUACAUGAAAUCAUAGUCACUGACCAAAGGUACAUAAACAAUGACAAUAAUAACCUAAUAUAACAAUGUAUUCCACCACUUAUACAAAACUCCAAAACUAUCCAUGACUCUAUAUGGCAUGAUAAACAACACUGAACAACCGCUCACCAUCUCAAUGUGGGGAGGCCUUGCUGUUAUUGACACUGAGAAGCUGGCAGGUGGGGUGCUAAGCCCAAUAGUUGCAGCCUUCACUCACUUACGACCCACCACAUAUAAAGGGUUCUCCCUUGCAAGCUCAAUGUCAACUACUAUCAUCUCAGAUCCUACGGGGGAAGAAGCAUAUGCUCUUUGAACAUGUUAAGCAAUGAAAAACUCGAUGCACUUACAAUAUGUAAUGCUAAUCAACUGUACUAAAUUUGUUUAAAACAUCCUAGGAUGAAAGAAAAACAAGAAAUGCUUCUUGACCAAGCAAUAAAAAUACUGCACAUCAGAACACCAUCAAGAACAACAGCAGCCAAAACUAUUAGUGAAAUUGAGCAGAAAAAUGCUGGAAACACAAUGCAAGAAGAACGCCAUUAGAUACAUGCCACUAUCCCUGAUGCUCAGUUGGAAAACCUGAUUGCUUACCAAGGAUGUAACAACUGUGGAAAGCAUUGCCAAGAAGCAAGGGACACAACCUUCAAAUGCCUACACUGCUCAAAAAAAAAAAAUUACCGCCACAGUCAGGGUAAAUUUCACAAUCGAUGUGAGUGACGCCACUAGGACUCUAAGACUCACUGCUUUUCGCAACUGCUUUUGCUGAAGACUGCGAAAAGCUCAUUGGUCUCCCUAAUUUUGAGAUAUAUGAGAAGAAAUACUCAACAAAAAACAUUACCUUCAUUAUCAGACAGGGUGAUUGGCCGGAAUUUGAAGAAAUAGCUACCAACCUGAGGACGAAGACCAUACAUUUCCAAAUUGCACCAACAAUUUCUCUCACUAGAAUCGGGGUCCUCAAAUGGGCUACAAGAAGAUCGAAAUUUGACUAAACAUGCAACGGCUACAAGAAAAAAGCAACAAGCAGUUGUUUCUCCUUAAACAGCCCCUUAUCCUUAGCUAUAUAAUUAUAUUGCUUUAGUACUACCAAGGAAAAAAAAAACAAAGAACGUGUCCUAUAAGGACACUCUUUGCAAAACAUUAUAUAUAUCUAUGUACUUAGUAAUAUUAGGCUUCAACUAAAUUUAUGUGCCAUGUAAGAACUCUUUUAUUGACAUCAAAUAAUAAAUGGCAAGUUAGGCUAUUAUACAACAACACCUUUUGUAAGCUCAAUUACAAGAUCAUUGCACCACUCCAACAUGAUAGUCAGAACACCAACUUAACGCACCAAAAACAUACAACUUUGGUUGUAAUAUACUAUACAAUUCACACACACAACUAAUUUACAAUUGCCUUUACAAAACACCAACACACACCCGAUUGAUUUAAAAAGAUAAAAUCUAACAGAAAAUGUAAGUAUUAAGCCAAUAACAAACAACACAAUAUAAACAAGAAAGGGCAAGCCGCUUUGCGCGCAUCGCGUGCAUUGGCUCCCCUAGUAUAUAUAUACAUAUGUGAGAACCAAGGUGAAUAAUAGGAAAUAGGAACUAAUUUCAUCCAUUGAUCGCACUCCAUCUCAUGACUCACGUUGCACCCG